Molecule: messenger RNA, 720 nt
Organism: Mycotypha africana
Lineage: Eukaryota; Fungi; Mucoromycota; Mucoromycetes; Mucorales; Mycotyphaceae
Exons: 4
Coding region: 1-720 (239 amino acids)
Source: RefSeq, a predicted model, not a curated record
AUGACGACGAACCUGCUUAAUAAUAAUUUACCUCACUUACCUGAAAGUGCAAAUACAACGCUUUUGAAAGAUGCAUUUUAUCAACACGUGCAAGCUACUGUGCAACUGACAAAAGUAGCUUUGGCACUGGAAUGGACGGUGUUUACUCGGUUUACAGUGGGAGUGGUAGUAGCCACUUUCUUGUCUAUUGUGUAUUUGAUGUUUACUCUUCGACACACUCGUAGACCACUUGUGAUUUGGGAGAAGUUGAAUAAGCCCAUCAUCAAGCUGUUCCGACCGAGAUUAUUUGCUUUUCUAUUAGGCGGCAUGAAUCCAUAUACAACAUCCAUUGAUAUGACUAUCACAACGUUAUCCAAAGGAUUUUGCACAGGAUUUAUGCGGGUAAUUUAUAACUGCCAUUUUAGCCUUCAUGCUACAGCACUUGCUACAUUUGCCGAAUCUGUGGGUGAAUUGGCUUUAUUGAGCAGCUUAAAGGACGAUAUAUCAGAUACAGAUUUGGUCUCAUUGAAAAUUGAUUUCAAAAAGAAAGCAAGAGGAUUGAUCGCAGCUUCCACCGAGUUCUGCUUACCUGAACAAGGAGAUCAAGACAGUGAGAAUUCACCUUCAAAGCUAAAAAUGAAUGUGGUCCUGAAAGACCGAACGCUAGAGACAGUAGCGGUAGCUCACCUUAUUUGGCACAUCGCGCACCACAGUAGUCAUUAUCACAAAUCAGAACAGUAA